UCAAAGUUGAAAGCAGCAUGGCGUCCCUCACUAUGUUUUUGUGUCGCUCGGUCAGAAACGUUGUCCGUCCUGGACUGUCUCUCCGUACCAGCGCCACACAAUGUGGCUCUGCCGUGUUUACGCAGGGGAGACGGCACCAGAGCACGGCUCCUGAAGAGGAGCUGCAAGUGCAGUACUUGGAGGGCGACAGCCAAGGUGUGGUUGUCUUUGGUUUGAACCGACCUGAGGCAAAGAAUGCCUUCAGCAGGAAUCUGGCUGGUUUGCUUAAAGAAGCACUGCAGGCUGUAAAGUUUGACCAGAAUGCCCGUGUGCUCAUCAUCAGGAGCCUUGCACCAGGAAUCUUCUGUGCAGGUGCUGACUUGAAGGAGAGAGCCAAGAUGAAGCCGAGUGAGGUUGGGCCGUUUGUCGCAGGGCUGAGGGCAGCACUAAGGGAGAUAGCUAACCUGCCCAUGCCUGUGAUUGCUGCCCUUGAUGGCGUAGCUCUUGGAGGGGGCAUGGAGAUGGCACUGGGCUGUGACAUGAGGGUAGCAGCGGUGUCUGCCAAGAUGGGACUGACAGAGACCAAGCUGGCCAUCAUCCCUGGUGGAGGAGGGACCCAGAACCUCCCAAGGCUCAUCGGGCCAGCCAAAGCCAAGGAGCUCAUCUUCACAGGCAGAGCCAUCGAUGGACAGGAGGCAUACGACAUCGGGCUGGUCAACCAUGUGGUGCCGCAGAACAGCAACGGGGAUGCAGCCUUCCAGAGGUCUCUGCUAUUGGCCCAGGAAAUUGUGCCACAGGGUCCAGUAGCACUGAGGGUGGCAAAAAUUGCCAUCAACAGGGGAUCCCAGGUGGACCUGGACACAGGGAUGGCCAUAGAGGAGGCUUGCUAUGCCCAGGUCAUACCUACAAAAGACAGAAUGGAAGGUCUGAUGGCAUUCAAAGAGAAGAGGCCACCCCGUUACAAAGGAGAAUGAGCAAGAGCAUCUUUGUGUGCGGGCAGACGACAACAGUAGUUCAUUACCUAUCAUGUACUGUAAUGACAGUGAAAGUAUCCUAUCCAUUGUAACAUUUAUUGCUGUCCUGUUUGAUAUUCAUGCAGUCAUAAGACAAACUGUAAGGUGGUAUAAGGAAAUGUAAAAAGAAUAACAUUCUCCAUACUUUCCCACUCAAGAAGCUUUAGCACUCUGUCUAACAGAACUCUUUCAUUGUAGAUGUUUUGUGCUUCUGUAUUGAGUAAAUUUUAGUAUACCUGAUACAGCAUUUGGGCAUCAGUAACCUGUAUAGUAUGUAGGCUGAUACAUGGAUAUCAACUUUACCAAGGAUCUGAACAAUCAAGAAGUCAAUUGUGUACAACAACUGAAAGGUUAACAAUUGAGUUACUGCUAGCUGUUAAGAGAGUGUAUGGUUUGAUUAACUGCUUUUGUACUGUAAGAUAACCUGUGUGAUUAAAUUGACAAUAGCGGAAAUAUAAGAGACACAUCAUACCAUUGGGAAAGUAUUAUUAGAAGGAUACUAGUAUAUCAGAGGAUGGAGAAAAUCUAGUCAAAAUUUAUAUCUCAACGUUGAAGCCAGAACAAAUUUUCAAGUGUGCCACUGUUUUCUGUACAUCCUGCUUUUCAUUACACUGGGAUUUCCUGUGGUGACAAGUGAAUCCAUAAAUGUAACCCUGUACAGGGUGGAAUUGUAUUCAGAUUAAAAUACUUCCAAAUGCAA
Molecule: messenger RNA, 1692 nt
Organism: Branchiostoma floridae (Florida lancelet)
Lineage: Eukaryota; Metazoa; Chordata; Leptocardii; Amphioxiformes; Branchiostomatidae
Product: methylglutaconyl-CoA hydratase, mitochondrial-like
Exons: 7
Coding region: 18-953 (311 amino acids)
Biological process (GO): fatty acid beta-oxidation
Cellular component (GO): mitochondrion
Molecular function (GO): enoyl-CoA hydratase activity
Source: RefSeq, a predicted model, not a curated record